AUGAAAAGUGGUGAAAUUAGCGUUGUCCAAAUGGAACAAGGAGAGGCGAAAGGGAAAGCCAUGUUGGCCGGGGAAGUUGGACACGAUGGUAGAAGUCGAGGCGGUUACAAAAAAGGUGUGGCAAUAUUUGACUUUGUUCUUAGAAUAUGUGCAUUCGCAGCUGCCUUAGCUGCGACAGCCACCAUGGGCACUACCGAUCAAACUCUACCUUUCUUUACCCAAUUCUUCCAAUUUCAAGCCAGCUACGACGAUCUCCCCGCUUUCGAAUAUUUUGUGGUGGCCAUGGCUAUUGUGUGUGGAUAUUUGGUUCUUUCCAUGCCCUUCUCCAUUGUGUGCAUUGUUAAGCCACAUAUUGUGGCUCCAAGGCUACUCUUAAUCAUCCUUGACACUGUGGUUCUUGCAUUUGCCACAUCAGCUGCCAGUUCAGCAGCCGCCAUAGUACAGUUGGCACAUGAAGGCAACCCGAGUGCCAACUGGCUUCCAAUUUGUCAACAGUUCGACGAUUUUUGUCAGAAGGUUAGCGGUGCUGUCGUUGGCUCAUUUAUUGCGAUUUUGAUUUUGAUAUUUCUUAUUGUUUUUUCUGCGGUGGCACUAAGAAAAUAG
Messenger RNA from Impatiens glandulifera, 603 nucleotides. RefSeq names its product casparian strip membrane protein 3-like. Bases 1 to 603 code for a protein of 200 amino acids. NCBI's taxonomy places the organism in Eukaryota, Viridiplantae, Streptophyta, Magnoliopsida, Ericales, Balsaminaceae. The record is from RefSeq and is a predicted model, not a curated record. The transcript has 3 exons.